AUGCCGACUACCUGUUCAGCUCAUCGCUGUACAAAUAGAGCAAAAUCGAGGUCAAAUAUACAUUUUUUUAGAUUUCCUCCAAGUGAUGCCGAAGGUUUAAAAGGUUGGUUUAAUGCUAUUGGUCGCAUAGGAUUUGUGCCAAAUGCUGGAAGUCGCUUAUGUAGUGAUCAUUUUGAACGAUCAGACUUUUAUGAUAAUCCAGGAGGAAGUAUAUCAAGUGAAGAUUUACCAAUAAAUCUUAGUACUAGAUGUGCCCCAUAUGACGUUGAGGUCUUAAAUGAUUCCUGUUUAUUAACUCCAAUAAAAUUACCACUAAUUAUAACACCAUCCAAACGUAGUUUUAAUCAAUUAACUUUACCAUCUCCUCAAAGAACUCCAACCAGGUCCAUCUUGAGUUUACCACAUGUAUCAGCCAUUAGAAACUAG
Messenger RNA from Acyrthosiphon pisum (pea aphid), 426 nucleotides. RefSeq names its product THAP domain-containing protein 1-like. Gene Ontology annotation, molecular function: sequence-specific DNA binding. The record is from RefSeq and is a predicted model, not a curated record. The coding region runs from base 1 to 426 and encodes 141 amino acids. The transcript has 3 exons. Lineage: Eukaryota; Metazoa; Arthropoda; Insecta; Hemiptera; Aphididae.